Molecule: messenger RNA, 300 nt
Organism: Colletotrichum destructivum
Lineage: Eukaryota; Fungi; Ascomycota; Sordariomycetes; Glomerellales; Glomerellaceae
Exons: 3
Coding region: 1-300 (99 amino acids)
Source: RefSeq, a predicted model, not a curated record
AUGGCCAAACCCACCAAAGAAGUUCUCCAUCACUCAGCCAACUCAACUCACCUUCAUCACCCACACCAUACCUUUCGGGAUAUCCUCUCGCACCGACCAUUCAUCAUCAAACCGGCAGAGAUGGAACAAUUCGGCGUCGCCGCGGCGCAUUCGGGCGCAAUCAACCACGUCCACGCCAUCCACUUCGGGCCCGCCGCCGUGGACGUCGUCCGGGAGGUGCGGCUGGCCGUGACCGUCGUCGUCAUCGGUUGGGUCGCCGUCACGGGGAUCAGGACGUACUUUGACCGCGGGAGGCGUUAA